Linum trigynum is the source of this 3289-nucleotide messenger RNA. Lineage: Eukaryota; Viridiplantae; Streptophyta; Magnoliopsida; Malpighiales; Linaceae. The record is from the annotation of a GenBank genome assembly.
CUUUCAGAGGACAUUACAUAUCAGUGCCAGCGGGACGUCAAUUUCAACAAUGACCUUAUUCCACCUGACUUGCCGAGAAAUAGAUUACUGUGGGAAUUGUAGCGCAUGUUAGCUGCUUAUUCGACUACGCUUGAACAGUUCAAUCUACCAGUGUCAGCAACUCGCACUUCUUCUGACAGUGGCUUUGCUUCUGCGAACACCAUAUAUGGCCUAGAGUUGGAUUGCCUUGUCCAUCUGGUUUACCAAACCCGGCCAGUUUGAAUGAACAGCAAAGGCAUGCAUUUAAUAUGGUGGUGGCUUCUGUUACCUCUCCAGGUACGCAAACUUCAAAUUUCUACUUCCUUUAUGGGCAUGGAGGUACUGGGAAGACUUUUUUGUAUAAAACGAUGCUCGCCCAUCUAAAGGAACUUGGUAAGGUGGUUCUUGUGGUAGCAUCAUCAGGAAUUGCUGCAACGUUGCUUCCUGAUGCAAGUACAGCCCAUUCUCGCUUUAAGAUACCGCUAGAGAUCGACCAUGCCUCUUCAUGCAAUAUUAAAAAAGGAACGCCGCUUGCACAGUCAAUUAUUGAUGCAGCACUUAUUAUAUGGGAUGAAGCGCCGAUGGUCCAUCGGUUGUCUUUUGAGGCAGUUGAUCGGGCGUUCUGUGAUGUUAUGAAUAUCCCUUUUAUCGGACAGCAUUAUAGACCUUUUGGUGGAAAGCUAAUGCUAUUGGGAGGGGAUUUCCGCCAAACUUUGCCAGUUAUCGCUGAUGCUGGAAGAGAGGAGAGCGUAGACGCCUCUCUUACGCGUUCUUACCUCUGGAAUUUCUGUAAUGUGCUAUCGUUAAUCCAAAACAUGGUCGUGCCUUCUUCUUUGAAUGAAAGAGAGUCGUAUUCUGGGAUGAAUUUCGUUGAUUGGACUCUUGCUGUUGGUAAUGGAAGUGUGCCAGGAAAAGCUUUUAGCGAUAAUCAGCCACCUGAUUGGAUAGAAAUUCCGCAGUCGCUGUUGAUUGAUGCUGCAAGUGAACCGAUUCAAACAACGGCUUCUCAAAUCUAUACUGAUUUUAUGGCUCACUUCCACAAUGUUUCCUACCUUACUGAAAGGUCCAUCAUCACACCAACAAAUCGAAAUGUCACAGAGCUGAACUCCCAUAUGCUAUCUUUGGUUCCGGGGCAACCACGCAUCUAUUUUAGGAGUGACACUCUUCAUACGGAUUCAGCCGAUCCAGAGCGCCUAGAGGCAGAAUAUCCAACCGAAUUUCUGAACACCCUCUCUUUCAAUGGAUGUCCAGAACACCAGAUAGAUUUGUAAAUAUUUGCGCCUGUCAUGUUGUUGAGGAAUUUGAAUCCAGAAAUCGGACAGUGUAAUGGAACCAGGCUUAUGGUUGUUUGCUUGGGACAUUAUGUUAUAAAAGGAAUUAUUAUGGGUGGUGCCUUUGCUGGCAGGACUGUUGCCAUUCCCAGGAUUAUUCUUAACAUCAAUGAUUGUCGGUGGCCGUUUGUUCUCAAGCGACGCCAGUUCCCGGUCCGAUUUUGCUAUGCUAUGACAAUUAAUAAAAGCCAAGGUCAGACGCUUCAAAGUGUUGGGGUAUAUUUGCCAAAGCCCGUGUUUAGUCAUGGUCAGUUUUAUGUCGCUGUUUCUCGUGUUAGAUCGCCUGCUGGGCUGCGGUUUCUGAUUGUUAACGAAGACGGGAUUCCCUCCAAUUAUACUCGCAAUAUUGUCUAUCAAGAAGCUUUUGCUGACAUUCAACCGCUUAUCCAACAAGACUAACUCAUCUCACAGCUGUAUGUGUUCUGCACUUAUAUUUACUUAUCCAUAACAAAUACAGGUCCUCUCUUAACUGCAUAUUCUUAUAUACUUGAUGGAUUUCAUUUCCUGUAUUCUAUUUUAACACAAGCUUCUGUUUGAACCAACAAUUGUCAGAAGGAGUUAGUGUUUCACCAGAAGAUGCACAUCUGAUAUUUAGUGUAGUUUGAGUGGAUGAAACAUACUUUAUUGAUACUGAUUAUUUUUUUUUUCUCGCCAGAGAGGACAUAUCAAGCGUCAAAAUCAAGCUCCUGCUAACAAGUGGAGAUUACGACAUUCUGGUUUAAAAAUCAUGCUGGACAAGCUGCGUCUUCCUGGAUAACAACUAUGUUUGCCUGGACAUCCUCUGCAUUGCUUUGUUGCUUUUGAAGGAAAGGUAAGAGUUCGUUCUUCGCCAAUUUACAAAUUUUCGGUGUAUCUUCAGCAUACUAUCUACACGCCUGUAUCGUUUGCACAUACUGAGUGCCUUUUUCACCUUGAGAGGCGACUUAAUCUGGUCUGUUCUUCUUUUCUUCUUUUUUUGCAGGCUUCUUUUGUUGAACUGGUUGUGCUCUGUUGUAUGUAGUAUCUUAGUAUGUACUCUUUAUUCAAUUACUCUGACUGAUCUAUUAGUGGUCGACUUAUUUGAUGGUCAAUGUUAGAACAAGAUCCGCCCAAACUAAGAGAGUGCAGUUGUAUGGCCCAACUUUUGUUGGAAAAUAAAUUGUCUUUUUUUUGAACAGUUGGCCCAUUCCUGUUAGUUGUGCUUUUCGCUUUGUUCGGCCCGACCAAUUAGCUGCUCCCUUUUCAUAUGGAAGAGACUUGGGCCCAUUGUUUUGCCCUUGGUUAUUGCCACUGCCAAUCUACUUUGCUCGGCUCGAACACCCACCUGCUCCCUUUCAUAUAUAAAAAACACAUGGGUUCUCGUAUUCAACAGCUGUUAUGGAAACUUCAGUUUGGCUUGACCUUAUUUUCAUCCUCAGCCGCAUCGUCGACUCCGCACAGAAGGUUUGUCCUUGUCUUUUGUGUGUUUGUAUUUUACGUACCAUGAAUGGUAUUGCGGACUUUUGUUGACUGAUCUCAUUGUCAUUUGGGUUGUGGAAGCCAUUCCCGCAUAUGAAUUUAGGGUUUCACUUGAAAUUUCAUCAUUUCUCAGCCUUUCAGUUCGCCCCGGUGAUCACCUUUGUCUUCUGAAUAUCCAGUCUCGCACCGUUAAAUGGACCUCAACUCUACCCUUCCAGGUUGCCCAGAUGGUUUGCUUUAUCACACUCUAAUCAUUCUCAUGUCACCACCUUUAUUUAUACAGAACAAAACAAGCGAACGGUUCUUUUGUGUUUCAGUACAUAAAUGUGCUGAUGCCUAUUUUUGUCAGUCAUUGCAUGCUAUUUACUUUCUUUAUUUGGAAUUCAGGGCCAAUCAGUACGUCGACUACAGUUUGGGAACUUAAUGGAAAUUUUUUAUCUACCCACAUUGUCCUGCGCUUGAUUUAUAUAUGGCUGUCUGAUGAAUACAUAGGAACGGAGAGC